Messenger RNA from Lingula anatina, 4427 nucleotides. RefSeq lists its product as uncharacterized. The record is from RefSeq and is a predicted model, not a curated record. NCBI's taxonomy places the organism in Eukaryota, Metazoa, Brachiopoda, Lingulata, Lingulida, Lingulidae. Gene Ontology annotation, cellular component: plasma membrane; cytoplasm. Gene Ontology annotation, biological process: endocytosis; endosomal transport. Gene Ontology annotation, molecular function: calcium ion binding; protein binding.
ACUCUGUAGACGGUCUCACCUCCCUGGGGAGGAUACAGCUCGACUGCCAUCUUAGGCGCUCAGAGCUAAUAUAUCAUUUCUGCACUGCCUGAUAUAUGUUGAAUAAGUUGACCAUGCUUUGAUUAUUUGCAUUAUGUGAUAGAAAUCCAAUGUGCAAAUUAUAAAAAAUUCACUGAUAAAACUGAUAGAAUACCCAUAUGAGAAAGAGAUUAAAUCGACAGUUUAAUAUUUGAAAAAAAGCUUCAUUGAAAAAGGUCAUAUUGAGUUAAAGCUGAAUAACUUUAGAAAAAAGUAUUAACAUGUGCGUAAAAUGUUACACUUUGUCCCUUAAAGUAAUCACAAUAAAGUUAGUUGUCUUUUGCCUAUUUUGUCAGUAAUAUUUUAAUAAAUAAGCAAAAAUUAUCAGCAAAGUGUAACAGAAGAAUGUAUACUACCACAUAGUGGACAACAUGUGCCCACUAUAAGUUGUGCUGCUAGACACUGAUGACAGACCAUAAAAUGUAUGUACAUUGUAUGCCCAGCAGUUAUACAUUGGCGUUUUAUUGAUGACUGUUGACUACAUUGAGCAACAUUCAUAAUGAUCCACUCUGCUUUCCAUAUGACAUGUAUGGUGACAGCUAACUUAACUUGUUACUUUGGUGCUGAUGGCUAGUUUUAUUCGUAUGAUACGAAAAAUUAACAAAUAUAAAAAAAUUGUGUUAGGUGUAAAAAAAAAAAAGGUAUACAAAUAUACAAAAUAAUACAAAAAUCAAUUUUGCUAUGUGGAAAUCUAAAUGAGACCAGCGUCAAAUUAAAUUUGAUAAGUGGGCACUUAAAUUCUCAAUUCAAUAAAUUUUUAUGAAAGAUUGUGUAUAGCAACAGCAGAACAGUAAACAGAUGCCCACCUAGUUUCAUUAACAUUUGGUCAGGUGAGAGAUUGUGUGACAGUUAUAUGUGGUUGGGGAAGCCAAGAGGGGUGGAAAUGUAGUUACCGUUUGCUUUCAGAGAGGUUGAAGUCACUAGAUGCUGCAGGUAGUUAAUGAGGUAAUACUGCUGCAGCUUCUAAGAACAUUUAACAUGGAUAUUGUUAAAUCAAUGUUUCUUGCACAGAUUUGCAGAUAUUGAUAGAGAAAAGAGUACAAGCCAGUAUGAUAGGUUUACUUUUAGUUAUUUUAGUACCUUAAGGUUUUAUCAUUAGUAAUGGGGGCAUUUGAAUUUACGUACACAGUCACAAAGAUUUUAUUUGAUAAAUGUGUUAUAUAAUAUUUUAUAUGUAACUUUCUUAUGCAGUAUUAGACAUUCUGCCCAUAUAAAUGUUAUUAAAAAAGCUACAAUAAGUAGUAUACUUUGUGUAGACAAAUAGUUUUGAAAGUUGUAGCAUAAAAAUUCAAAUUUAGGAACUGCAAAAAAAUUUUGAGAAUUUUUCAGUGUGAUAUACCUCUCCAUCUGUGACGAGACAUCCCUUAGCAGCAACUGUAGGCAGCAAGCUGUGUGUUGCUCUGGUAACAUAUGACCAGGUAGUGCCACACCUAUACACUGGCAAAGUAACUCACACUCAGUUCUAAGGUAUUGUGGAUAUUACAUACUCAAAAAGUACAGUAUGAUUAUCCUUCACAUGAAAUGCUUUGUGAUUUCAGGAGCAGCAACAGAGUGAAUUUGAAAGACAAGAAAAGGAGGAAGAAAGGCUGUCAGCGCAUGAAAGCAUAGUUGAAAGAGAAAUCCGUCUUCAGAGAGAGCGUGAAGAGAUCAUUGCUCGUGAGCGUGAGAGAGCUUACCAGCAGAAAAUAGAAGAGUCAAAAAAGAAAACAUCUCCUCCAACUUCUUCAGCACCACACAAGGAAAAGAGUCAGGCCGCCUCAGGUGGAUCUUUAAAGCUCCAUAUUAGUUCUCCAGUGGCAUCAACUACAAAACCAGCAGUGAAGACAUCCAGCGCUCCAAGUGGUGAAACAAUGGCCGAGGGAAAACAUUUUGCUCAUCCGGGGGAGAGUCGAAUUGCUCGGGAAUUACGAGAGCAACGUGAAAGAGAGGAAGAAAUACAGCGUCUUCGACGCCAAAUGUCUGGUUCACAAGGUAAAGCCAGUGACUGUGGUGACCAAGAUGAGGCUGACACCAAGUCUGUGGACGUGCCACAACAGCCUAGUGGGACUUGGCAGAAAGAGGUGAAACCAUUCAAAAGGGAAGGUUAUUCUUUCAGUGCCAACUCCACUGAUUCAGCCCAUAGCACUGGGACAAACACGAGCUACUCUGCCCUCCAUGCUUCUAGUGUUCAGAAUGAUACUGUGACUUCCCCACGCUCUCCCAAGGUGAAGCCGUUUCAAGAUGUUGAACCUCAAAACUCCUACAAGUAUGUCCCCCAGCCUGAAACCCCUAUUGAGAGGGACAUUAGGAUCGCAAGAGAGCGUGAAGAGGAAUUGCGAAAGACACAUACUUCACCCAAGCUUCCUCUACCAGCUGAGAGGGAGGUUGUGAUCAUAGAAAAAGAGGUGCCUCAGAAGACCCCAGAUCAUUCAGAUGGGCAUAAUGGAGUCACUUUAAGGACAAAGCCGAAAGGCAAUUCCACAAACACACAAGAAAAGUUUACUUUCAGGAAAUCUCAGAACUUGACGGAAAGUAAGAUUCAUCAAGAACUUGAGGAGAUGCAGCAGAGAGAGCAAGAGCUCAAGAAACUGAGACAAAGUACCAAGCAAGUGACUGACGGCUCUGCUAGUAAGAAACCCAUACGAGACAACCAUGUAGAAAGUCCACCUGCAAAGACAGUGGUGCCACCUGCAGCUGCAGUGCAGACAGAAGCAAGUGAAGGAAGUAACACAUUAAAACGGAGAAGCAGACUUGCUCAAGAAUGGGAAGAAAAAUUUGGAAAAUCUUAGCAUAACUGUCCAAGCAAAUGAAUUUUUUUCUGUCUGUAAACUUCAAAGCAGUUAGCAUUGCAUAUGAAAGAGGAACAAAAUUGUUUAAUACAUAAAUUACAAUUACUUCCAAAAAGUACAUAUAAAUUAUAUAUUUAUUGUAAUAGAAUGUGUGUACCUGAUAUCUGCGACAGAACAUUUUUAUAGGUCUUUGUAUCAGUUAUACUUAUCAAUAGCAUUAUUUGAGCAUGUGCUGUGUGGUGGUAGUUCUUGGUAAAGUACAGGUUUUUGUAAUCAAGAGAUAGUUCUUGGAAUUUUGGCUCUUAAAAAAAAGAAAUCCCUUGAAGUAAACAUUGCAGUAGCAUUUUUCAUGUAUAGACAUAACUACAGUGCUUGAAAUGGGUUAUUUUGCAGAUCCUAAUGAUGCAAUUCAAAUAUAUGAAAAUAAUUAUAAAUGUAAGACAUUCACUUGUUUUCUUAACUAGUCUUGUUAUCUUAUUCCCUCACUAUCAUUACUUGAGCACUGUUAUUUUGGCUUUGUAUAAAUGCUUUUUUAAUCAAAUUUACACUACUCUAGGCACAAAAAAUAAUAAUCAAUGUAGUUCAUUUCAUCCUUGUUCCUCCAACAUGUUCACUCAGUUUGGAAUUAUGAAGACCAAGCAAAGUCCUCAUUCUUUAUUUCUGCUUAGUCACAGUACAACACCACUGUGAUGUCGUUGAAAAGCAUAUAUGCUUUGUCCAGCAAACCUAAAUAAUUGAAUUUCAGAUUUUGAUACAUAAAGGGUAGCGUGAAGAUUGCUUUUAUUAAAAAGCAAUUCUUAAAAAUAAAAACUCUAAGAUCAGAUUUAACAUUUACAGUAGUUGAAGUGAAAGUUGUAACAGUUAUUUGUAUUAAGUAUUACCUUAUAAGCUAUGCACCAUGCCACUUCAGGUGCAUGGUCAUGUUAUAGGGGCCUACUUAUUUUUGAAAACUGUACUGGUCUAUUUAACAGCUUCAUGAUUAUAUAUAUAUAUAUAUAUAUUUAUGUACAAGUUUUGCGCCAGAUAAAUACGAAAUAACUCAUAUAUGUAGUAAAAAAUGAAAUAUUUCAUUUAUUACAUAUAGAUACUGUGGUGAUAGGGUUACAAUUUCACAUUUUAUUCCAUUUAAACCAGUAUUAAAGGUUUCACUGUAUUGAACACAAAAUGUAUGCAUUUAGUAUAUGAUGGCAAUAAGGUAAAUUUGCAGCAUCUAGGUCUAAACAUAAGUGAAUUUAUCAAUUUCCUGGUUGCAGUUUACGAACAAAGUAUGUUUUAUCAAAUAGUAGAAAUAAGAGUUUUAAACUCUAGAUGGGAUUCUGAAAACAGAUUAGAAAGCUGCACAAGUGAAAGUGAUGUUGCUAGUAUUUUGCAUGUCUUUUCUUUUCUCAGAGUUGAAUGAUUUGAUUAUCUAGUGACUUACUAGAUAUUAAAUCUGCAAAAGAUAUUGCAGGUCUUUUACAUUAUGGGAGUAUACUCCUCCCUCUUGCCAAAAGUAUUGUAGCACUCUGGUAUAAAACAUAUUGAGAGCAAUAUGUAUGGAAUAAUCAUCUUCACAUUAUUCAUAUGAAUAAAUUGAAUACA